Laccaria bicolor S238N-H82 is the source of this 1547-nucleotide messenger RNA. It is a transcript of the gene LbCasA, whose product is annotated as metacaspase. Gene Ontology annotation, molecular function: cysteine-type endopeptidase activity. NCBI's taxonomy places the organism in Eukaryota, Fungi, Basidiomycota, Agaricomycetes, Agaricales, Hydnangiaceae. Bases 1 to 1545 code for a protein of 514 amino acids. The transcript is spliced from 22 exons. Gene Ontology annotation, biological process: proteolysis. The record is from RefSeq and is a predicted model, not a curated record.
AUGUGGAAUAACAAUCAGCAAUCAUAUGGCUCGCCACCGCCCACCUUCCCAUCGUUCCCAAACUCUGGCCCUCCACCGGGUCCGCCUCCAGCUGGCUACAAUCCUGGAUAUGCGCCUUCAUACGCCCCUCCCGGCGGUCACCCUCCGAAUAGUGGACCUCCUGGUCCGCCACCGUCCGGAUAUGGUCCACCCCCAGGACCUCCAUCUGGGUAUGGUCCACCUCCAGGGCCUCCAUCUGGGUACGGGGCCCCUCCAGGUCCGCCACCUUCUGGCUACGGUACAAACUCUGGCCCACCACCACCUUCUGGGUUCGGAUUUCCUCAAGCCCAUGGAUAUGGUCCACCCGCAGGUCCUCCCCCGGUUAGCCGAGGAUAUCCUGGUCAGCAAUACCACCAGUCUCCUCCUCAUGGUCCUCCCCAUGGUCCUCCUGGCCCCCCACCUGGCGGAUACCCAGGUCAACAUGCACAGGGCGGUUAUCCCGGACAAAAUUCUCAAGGGUAUCGUCCACCUCCACCUCUUCACGCUAAUGUUUACCAGCCACCCCCUGGCCCUCCUCCGAUGCCACCCAGCCAAGUGCAACAUUACGGACCACAUUUCGAAGGAGCAAACCACAGAGAUGCGCAACCAUUCUUUCAGUAUUCUCAGUGUACAGGAAAGAAAAAAGCUCUUUGCAUCGGUAUCAACUACUUUGGCCAAGGUGCAGAAUUGGCGGGAUGUAUUAACGAUGCUCUGAACGUCCAGCGUUUUAUUUGCACACAAUUUGGCUACAAGAAAGAAGAUAUUGUGAUGCUCACAGAUGAUGCCAAGAAUCCUCGUAUGAUGCCCACGCGUGAAAACAUUAUCAACGGAAUGCAAUGGUUGACUCGGAACGCAUCUCCAAACGACUCCUUGUUCUUUCAUUAUUCUGGUCACGGAGGUCAGACCAAGGACCUCGAUGGUGAUGAGGCGGACGGUUUUGACGAAGUGAUUUACCCUAUGGACCAUGAAGCUAAGGGACAUAUCGUCGAUGAUUUGAUGCACGACAUUAUGGUGAAGACGCUUCCCCCUGGCUGUCGUUUAACGGCUAUUUUCGACUGUUGCCACUCGGGAUCUGCUCUCGAUCUUCCUUAUAUGUAUUCGACAGAAGGCAAGCUCAAAGAACCCAAUCUAGCUGCUGAAGCGGGGCAGGGCUUGCUAUCAGCCGUUACAUCAUAUGCACGGGGAGACAUGGGCGGUGUGCUCAAGUCUGCCCUCGGUCUCUACAAGACUGCAGGUGGGAGCACGCAGAAAGCAGAAAAAUAUGCUCGGGCGACGAAGACUAGUCCCGCUGAUGUUAUUUCGUGGAGUGGUUGCAAAGAUUCUCAGACAAGUGCCGAUACGCAAGAAGGAGGUCAAGCCACCGGUGCUAUGAGCUUCGCCUUCAUUUCUGCACUUACCGCUAACCCUCGGCAGAGCUAUCAACAACUUUUGGUCAGCAUCCGAGAAAUUCUGAGAGCCAAAUACGAUCAGAAACCUCAGCUCGGGAGCUCUCAUCCAAUGGAUACGAACCUUAUGUUUAUCUGUUAAGA